Molecule: messenger RNA, 631 nt
Organism: Osmia bicornis bicornis
Lineage: Eukaryota; Metazoa; Arthropoda; Insecta; Hymenoptera; Megachilidae
Exons: 1
Coding region: 166-498 (110 amino acids)
Biological process (GO): base-excision repair
Molecular function (GO): alkylbase DNA N-glycosylase activity; DNA binding
Source: RefSeq, a predicted model, not a curated record
AAUCUCUAGCAAUUAUUUAAAAAAAUAUCUAGGUGUAGUAUAUGUAGUUUGAAAUAAUUAAAACAAAAUGUAACAAAGCGUACCUAGUACUUCAGUAAGAAAUAUUUAGAGUCAGGAGGAUAUGUGCUAAUUAAAGCAGUGGAACCUGUGCUUGGUCUUGAUUAUAUGGAAUUGCUAAGAAAUAUGAAGUAUGAAAAAAAUCGUAGAGAAAAGAGAAUUGUGAAAAAUGUACAAUUCUUCAAAAGACACGAGCUUUGUAAUAGUCCAUCCAAUAUUUGUAUAGCAUUUGUCAUUGAUGAAGAUAACUUCAACCAGAAAAAAAUUUAUGAAUGUAAUAAUUUAUGGGUAGAAUAUGAUCCUUACAUAAAAUCAACUACUAUUGUAGCAGCAAGUUCCCAUAAUGAUUUUGAAGAAAAAAUGUGCAGAUAUUAUGUGUUAGGAAGUUCUAGCGUCAGUCAUAGAGAUAUUAAAUCUGAAGAACAUGCUUAUGUUAUUUAAACAUCUCUUCCUUUUACAUGUGCAAUGUUCUGCCACAUAGAAAUCUCAUGGUAAGAUUUUAGGUGAAGGGUGUGCUGUUUUGAUAAGAGCUGUUGAACCCUUAGAGGGUAUGCAAUAUAUGAGUAGUCAACGA